AGGGUCAGGUCAAGGUCACUCAAGAUCCCCCCAUAAGCCUUAACGUAUAAGUAAGUGCGAGAAGUUUAUCUUAGUGCAGACACCCUUCGCACGAUUUUCCCAACACGCAUCAAUUCCAUCCAACAUGGGUAUGAGUAAACUGCACGAUGACUGAUGAAACAGAGACACUGACGUAUAUUAUAAUAUAAGUAUGGUGCGUAAACAAAGAUAGCGCAUCCCUUACCCUUUUCGUGAAUACUUGCUGCUCGACUUAUCUUUUUCGUGCAUGGUUGAUGAGUCACCAACAAUUUACUAUUAAAUCGUCGGAAGUUAGCAGCUUAGGCUGGAUAUCGGAUUGAACAAAUGGCACUAGAUCACUAAAUAAUCGAUUGUUCACGUAUCCUCAUUCAUAGAGCUGGUUAGACCAACGUUCUUGAUAUUUGAAUGAAAAUCUAAGUAGAGGUAGUUCUUGUUCUUCAUACACAUACUCUUUCAGUCCUUCCAUAAUCCUUUUGAAUCAUGGUAUUCAUCCCGCGUGGUGGUGCUUCUCGCUCGGACGAAGGGGUGCUCGGCGAGGCCGUCAAGCUUGUGCGAUGGGCACAGUUGGGCACUGCCGCGGCUGAUUAUGGCGCGGCAGUGGUCUUGUUGCAUGAAACAGAAGUACAGUCGUCCGAAGCAGGACAUUCAACCCAGCAGGGAGUCGAAGCGUUGUUCGCAAACGUGGUGUCACGGACAGCGCUUCCCGAUGUGGACGCUGUUGGCUUUUUCCACUACGCGGUAAAGAGCGAGGCAGAAUGCCAGGAGAUUUCAAAACUCCUGAAACAGGAGGUUACGCAGCUGCCGACGCUGCUUUUCUUUCAGCGUGACACAGGAGGAACUUUGCGAGAGCGCGAACGCGUCCUUGGGUUUUCCGCACCACAGCUGGUGGCGCGGACGGAAGCGCUCUUGCGCGAAACCAAAUCGUCGACGACACAACGACGAGAAGGGGCUUCAUCAACUCCAUCACUGCUUCUAAGUGGAUCAUCGCAAAGGCAAAGCGCGUCUUUUUUCACGCAGAUGCUUGACGGUAACGGGCCCUUGGCGUGGUGGCAGCCAGCACUUGUUACAAGGCGAUUCCGCGAUGUCGAAGAUCAGGUACAACAGGCUGCUCCUGGCAAAGAACAAUCCUCAGCGCAAUCUUCGCAGAAAUCUGUUAACAAUUCUUCUUCUAGAAGUCGGACUAAGUCGGCACCACAACCACAAGCCUCUUCGACGAAGGUGGAUCAAGAAAAAUCGACUUCCUGUUCCUUGGAGCAGGCUGGCGGCUCGGCUCCGUCGGAGACCAGCAAAACGGGGGAUAUAGGACUCGACAAGCGGUGCUACGAGGCGACGAGAGCGCACCGCGUCAUGCUUUUCAUGAAGGGAGACAAGAACCGACCCUUCUGCGGAUUUUCAAAGAAAGCGGUGGCUUUGUUAAACGAUCUGAUAGGAUCCGACAGCUAUUGCACCUUCGACAUACUGCAAGACGAGGAAAUUCGCCAGGUACUUCUGCUGGUUGGCGUCAUAUGAGAAGAUCGGGAACUUUUCAAAAAGAGCAAGACUCAUUUUUCAUAUGCUUUGCUUGUUUUCACUGCUCUUCUAGUACAACAACAUAUGAUUGCAGUCAUCUUCUUCACGUUCACAAUUAUUGCCACCUCUAAUAUGCACAAUUGGACUCGUCAGAGGACUCUUCAUCUUCACAUCUUAUGAAAUAACAUACCUCUAGGCCCUGAAGACGUAUAGCAGUUGGCCAACGUACCCUCAGUUGUAUGUGGACGGCGAGUUACAGGGGGGGCUCGACAUAAUGCGUGAGAUGGCUGACGACGGGAGUCUGCAAGAACUGUUGGCCUCGGUGCCUCCUCAAGAAGAGGAAAGGCCUCACUUGAGCGCCGAGGAAGCAGAGAGGGACGAAAUGCGAAGACGACUGGAGCCCCUUAUUAACGCACAUCCAGUCAUGCUCUUCAUGAAAGGAAACCCGGAAGAACCACGAUGUGGAUUCUCUAGGGUACUUAGUAGAUUCAGCUUCUUCUUGCACAUGACUACUUCUACACGACGGUUUUUACGCGCAUCUUGAACAUGCUUUUCCCCCGAACAAUAUAAUAAAGCUUUCGAGAUAUUACUUUUGAGUUGGACAUGAAGAUGGAUCAAACAAAAGACCUAGUUGUAGAAUGAAUAGACCUAAUAUCAAGCGGAAAGAACUAAAAACCUCGACUUCACAGAAAGCAGUGGGUCUGCUAGACGAGAUGGCGGGACGACAGGGCUACGCAACAUUCGACAUUCUGCAGGACGAGUGGGUUCGCCAGAAACUUAAGGAGUGGAGCGAGUGGCCCACCUACCCACAGCUCUACGUGUCUGGCGAACUCAUAGGAGGCAUCGACUUGAUGGUUGAAGCGGUCCACGAUGGCAGUCUUGCAGAAACGCUCGUGGCAGCCGGCGUCUCCUGUGACACUGACAUCUAACUACAGACAUCCCCAAUCAUGUUCGAAUACUUAUGGGAGUAUCGGAAGCUUAAGCUAUUUGUAAGGCAUGAAUCUCGAGAACGAAACAACUGAUGGUUUUUUCAGCUCCUGCUUGAAUCCGUCACUCUGCCCUUUCUCCUGUUGCACAAAAACGCCAGAAACGUCGACGUUGUCCUAUCGAACUCUCAGCACCCAAUCUUCCUCAUUAUCUUGCACUUUCCGCAGAAUCAGAGAAGACUGUUUUCUCCUCCUUCUCGCUGGAGCUUAAAU
Molecule: messenger RNA, 2726 nt
Organism: Amoebophrya sp. A25
Lineage: Eukaryota; Dinophyceae; Syndiniales; Amoebophryaceae
Source: the annotation of a GenBank genome assembly